Molecule: messenger RNA, 1733 nt
Organism: Hibiscus syriacus
Lineage: Eukaryota; Viridiplantae; Streptophyta; Magnoliopsida; Malvales; Malvaceae
Product: probable sphingolipid transporter spinster homolog 2
Exons: 16
Coding region: 16-1641 (541 amino acids)
Biological process (GO): transmembrane transport
Cellular component (GO): membrane
Molecular function (GO): transmembrane transporter activity
Source: RefSeq, a predicted model, not a curated record
CUAAAAUCUUUUUUUAUGUCGUCACCAUCUACAGUUCCUCCAACGGAAGAGGAAAAAGACGGCUCAAUUCAACAGUCAAACCCGCAACCACAAGACGUGGCUGCUUCUUCCUCCGCCAUGACUCCUCCUUUCUGGUUCACUCCCAGACGGUUAUUGAUUAUAUUUUGUGUGGUUAAUAUGAUAAAUUAUUUGGAUCGAGGAACCAUAGCUAGCAAUGGUGUUAAUGGGAAGAGGAGGACUUGUGAUGACAAAGGAAUUUGCAAAUCUGCUUCUGGAAUUCAAUGUUUCUUGCAGGGAGAUUUUGACUUAACUAAUUUUCAAGAUGGUCUCUUGUCGUCUGCAUUCAUGGUUGGACUUCUAGUGUCGUCCCCAGUAUUUGCUUCCUUAGCAAAGAGCCACAACCCUUUUAGGCUUAUCGGAGUUGGAUUAUCUGUUUUUACCUUGGCUACUGCUGGAUGUGGUGCUGCACCUACCUUUUGGUUUAUUGCAAUAUGCCGGAUGCUGGUUGGCGUUGGAGAAGCUUCUUUCAUAAGUCUUGCAGGUCCAUUUAUUGACGACAAUGCUCCUAUAUCUCAGAGAACUGCCUGGCUUGCAACAUUUUAUAUGUGCAUACCCACUGGAAUUGCUGUUGGAUAUGUUUAUGGUGGACUGGUUGGGGAACAUCUUAACUGGCGCUAUGCAUUCUGGGGAGAGGCACUGUUAAUGUUACCAUUUGCUGUUUUUGGCUUUGUAGUGAAGCCAUUGCAGUUGAAAGGUUUUUCUUGUGUUGAAUCAAAAAAUGAAUCAACUCCUGUGGAGACAGUUUCUGCUGUAACUGAUGGUCCAAAUGCAUCAAUUGCGAAGGGCCCUGUUUUGGUUGGAGGUGAUGGUAUCAGUGCUGAUGAAUUGAAUAAAACAUUCAAAUCAGUAGUAGUAGACAACAUUUUGAAUCGGUUAUCUCAGUUUUGGAAAGACAUGAAAGUGCUUUUGGUGGACAAAGUUUAUAUUGUAAAUGUUUUAGGUUAUGUAGCAUACACUUUUGUCCUUGGAGCAUACUCAUAUUGGGGGCCAAAGGCUGGUUAUAAUAUUUAUCAUAUGAAGAGUGCAGAUAUGUUGUUUGGAGGUAUUACAGUUGUUUGUGGGAUUUUGGGAACAAUAGCUGGUGGCUUCAUCCUAGAUCGCAUGGGUUCUACAAUAAAUCAUGCUUUUAUCCUUCUUUCAGGUGCAACAUUUCUGGGUGGAAUAGCUUGCUUCUCUGCUUUCUGUCUCAGGAGUUUGUAUGGUUUCCUGGUACUCUUUGUUGUGGGCGAAUUACUUCUUUUUGCAGCACAGGCUCCAGUCAAUUUCAUUUGUCUCCAUUGUGUCAAACCGAGUUUGAGGCCAUUGUCUAUGGCAAUGUCUACUGUCGCAAUUCAUGUAUUUGGCGAUGUGCCUUCAUCACCACUUUUUGGGGUUGUCCAGGAUCAUAUUAACAAUUGGAGGAAAACUUCACUUAUGUUGACUUCUAUCUUCUUUCUUUCUGCUGGAUUCUGGUUUAUAGGUGUUUUCCUGCCUAGUUUCGACAAGUGUAAUGAUGAAAGUGAAAGUCAAGUCUCUCCAAACCCAUUGGCCAAUAAGCCAUUGCCUGGUGGAAACGGAGAUAAGGGUUCUGGUGAAGUCUAAGGCUUUAAGUUCCGACCUCCAUGCUAAUAACACUCGCACUUCUUUGUUUCGUUGCAAUGUUCCCCCUCAGUGAUUAGAAGUUCCCAAAUUUA